Messenger RNA from Penicillium brevicompactum, 717 nucleotides. RefSeq lists its product as uncharacterized. The coding region runs from base 1 to 717 and encodes 238 amino acids. The transcript has a single exon. Lineage: Eukaryota; Fungi; Ascomycota; Eurotiomycetes; Eurotiales; Aspergillaceae. The record is from RefSeq and is a predicted model, not a curated record.
AUGGCCUCGGAAGUCCAACCCCGCUUCCAGCAACUCUUCACCGAGCUCGAGAACCACUUCAAGGCGACAAACCUCGGCAGUGACAAGUGGUAUAUUCUCGCGAUCUCCACCAUUGCCGCAUCCCCAGACCCGCAGCGCGCAGACCAGCUGUACCUGCACCUCACCAAGCAACCUGAAUACGCGACUCCUGCAGCGCGGCAAGCACUGGUCCGACGUCUCCGCGAAGCACUUGUCAAGUCCGUACCUAUUGUAGGAGUAUGCAAGCCAAUUGAAGCUAUUCUGGCGAUUAGCGAGGUCGAGCGUGACGAGGACAAAGAUUAUUCUUUCACGCGCGAGGGAUGGCAAUGCGACCAGGCCAACCAUGAGCGCGGCACCGGAUGGCUCCAGAAGUUGUACUCUCGUAAUACGACUGGUACGCUUGAUUUAUUCAGUGCACACAAAGACUUCUCAUGGCUAUCGAAGGAGAUUACUUAUGGGCUGUUCCUGUCGGAUCGCCAGGUGCUCGGGGAUCUUGAUACCCAGUUGGUUGUCUUGCCCGGGAUUAUGAGCCAGAACUUGCCCAAGGAGACGCACUGGCAUAUUCGUGGAACCAGACGUAUUGGGGUUUCUAAAGAGGAGACGCAAGUCAUCUGGGAUUGUGUGCAGCUUGUCGCUAAAUUCUUCGAGGUGAAGCUUCACAAGGUGCCGACUGUCGAGGAGGUUGAAUAUGAUGUUUAG